Molecule: messenger RNA, 1491 nt
Organism: Lytechinus variegatus (green sea urchin)
Lineage: Eukaryota; Metazoa; Echinodermata; Echinoidea; Temnopleuroida; Toxopneustidae
Product: palmitoyltransferase ZDHHC20-B-like
Exons: 11
Coding region: 74-1177 (367 amino acids)
Biological process (GO): protein targeting to membrane; synaptic vesicle maturation; peptidyl-L-cysteine S-palmitoylation
Cellular component (GO): endoplasmic reticulum; Golgi apparatus
Molecular function (GO): protein-cysteine S-palmitoyltransferase activity
Source: RefSeq, a predicted model, not a curated record
AUACAGCUACAGUAUAUGGGGUUUGUUGUUUAUAAUGCUGAGGGAGUGAGGUGAUGUGAUAAAAAAACCCAAAAUGGGUGUUCUUCAAACAUGCAUGAGAAUCGUUGGUUGGAUUCCUGUAAUUUUCAUUUCUGCUGUAAUAGCAUGGUCUUACUAUGCCUACGUGGUUGAGUUGUGUAUAUUUACUCUUGCCAAGGCAGACCAGAAGUAUGCUCAAAUGGUAUUCUACCUGUUGUUCUACCAUGUAUUCUUGGCAAUGUUUUGUUGGGCCUACUGGCAAACAGUCUUCACACCACUAAGAGUUAUACCCGAGAGAUUCUUCCUGAGUAGCUCAGAAUUACAUCGUUUUGAGAGUGAGGACAGGACAGAGCAUCAAGUUGAGAUUCUUCGUGAAAUAUCUCGAGAAAAAAGAUUACCAGUUCACACAAGGACAUAUGGAGGAGGCAUAAGAUUCUGCAAUAAUUGCAAAGCAAUUAAACCUGAUAGAUGUCACCAUUGCUCUGUAUGUAACAAAUGCAUAUUGAAGAUGGAUCACCAUUGUCCAUGGGUGAAUAACUGUGUAGGUUACGCUAACUACAAAUUCUUUGUACUCUUCCUACUCUACUCUGUACUUUAUUGUAUGUAUGUCGCCCUCACGGUUCUACCUUACUUCAUCCAGUUCUGGUCGGGAGGCCUGUCAAACGAGAGUGGACGAUUUCAUAUCCUCUUCCUGUUCUUUGCGGCGGUCAUGUUUGGUAUAAGCACCUCCGUUCUCUGCUGUAUGCACACCCAUCUCAGUCUCACCAACAGGAGCACCCUGGAAUCUUUCCGUGCUCCUGUGUUCCGUCAUGGCCCAGACAAGGAUGGAUUUAGCCAUGGUAAUUGCUGUGAUAACUUCAGAGAAGUCUUUGGGGAUGAGAAAUUGUACUGGAUUCUGCCUAUAUUCACAAGCAAGGGUGAUGGUGUAGUGUAUCCAGUCCAGUGUAAAGAUGAUGAUUCUGAUAGACUCCUUGAUGAUGGUGUUGAGAGUGAUGUCCUCAGUGGAAUGGAAGAAGAUGGAGCACAGGGUGAUGCAGCAGGCAAUGGUGAUCUACAUGGCAGCAUCAGUGCUGGAGCUAACUAUAACACCAUGAAUUCCAACAAUCACCAGGUCUCUAUACAGAUGGAAGGAAGGAAUGGUGAUGCAGGUAUGCCAUGAAUCAAAGGGGUCCUGGUAAUGUUAACUUUGGAGCAGACAUUGAAUCAGGAAAGUAAAGCAUGACAGAAUGGCCUUACCAUCAUCGUCAUGGCAACGUGAACAAAUCAAAACCAUUGUUUGACUCAACAGGGUGCAAUCUCAGACCAAUACUUCAUUUUGUUUCUUUUUGAUCAAAUGUAAUAAUACCCGUAGAAUCAGCAAAUUAGAUUAUAUAUUGUUGAAAUACACAGAUUUUACUUGAAGGACAAGUCCACUCCAACAAAAAGUUGAUUUGAAUUAAAAACAGAAAAAUCCAACAAGCAUAACAGUGAAAA